AUGACAAACUGGAUUCUUGUUUAUGAAUUAUUUCGUUCAAAGAAAGUUUGCAGAGACAUGGAAGCUGACGAUGAGCUGAAAAUGGAUUGUUUGUCAACGAAUGAAGCGUGGGAACUGUUUCAAAAUGUAGUUGGAGAAGCCCCAUUAAAGAAGGAUCCGGAAAUUCUCACACUUGCAGAAAAGAUUUCCAAAAAAUGUCACGGCUUGCCACUUGCACUCAAUGUGAUUGGCAAAGCCAUGUCAUGUAAAGAGGAUGUACAUGAAUGGCGUCAUGCAAAUGAUGUUCUCAAAAGUUCCAGCCGCGAGUUUCCAGGUAUGGAAGAAAAUAUUCUAUCAGUUUUGAAGUUCAGCUAUGAUGGUUUAGAGGAUGAAAAGGUGAAAUCAUGCUUCCUAUACUGUUCGUUGUUCCCGGAAGAUUAUGAAAUAAAGAAGGAGGAGUUGAUCGAAUAUUGGAUCAAUGAAGGAUUUAUAAAUGGAAAGAGAGAUGAAGAUGGAAGUAACAACAAAGGUCAUGUUAUUAUUGGUUCGUUAGUUCGUGCGCAUCUAUUGAUGGAAUCAGAAACUACUGUGAAAAUGCAUGAUGUGUUACGUGAAAUGGCUCUUUGGAUAGGGUCUACGUCUGGAAAAGAGGAAGAAAAACAGUGCGUCAAAUCCGGUGUGAAGCUAAGCUGUAUACCAGAUGACAUCAACUGGUCAGUUUCGAGAAGGAUCUCGUUGAUGAGUAAUCAAAUUGAAAAGAUAUCUUGCUGUCCCAAAUGCCCCAACCUUUCCACUCUAUUUCUCAGGGAUAACGACUUGAAGGGUAUACCGGGUAAAUUCUUUCAGUUUAUGCCAUCCCUUGUCGUCUUGGAUCUUUCGCGUAACCGAAGUCUUAGGGACUUGCCGGAAGAAAUUUGCAGCUUGACUUUCUUGAAAUACCUCAAUUUAUCAAACACACGUAUAAGUUCGUUAUCAGUUGGUUUGAAGGGGUUGAGGAAACUAAUAAGCCUGGACCUGGAGUUCACCAAGCUUACAAGCAUUGAUGGGAUAGGAGCAAUCUUACCAAAUCUUCAGGUGUUGAAACUAUAUCGUUCUCUUCAAUAUAUUGAUGCAAGAUCAAUUGAGGAGCUACAACUUUUAAAGCACUUGAAGAUUUUAACAGGAAAUGUGACAGAUGCUUCAACUUUGGAAAGUAUCCAAGGAGUGGAGGGAUUGGUGCGUUGUGUUCAACGCCUUCGGAUUAUCAAUAUUUCCGCAAAGGAUUUAACAUUAAAAACGGUAGCUCUGGGCGGUCUUCGAGAACUUGAGAUUAUAAAUUCCAAGAUCUCUGAGAUAAAGAUAGAUUGGAAAUGCAAAGGGAAAGAAGAUCUUCCUUCUCCAUGCUUCAAGCACCUCUCUAGCAUUGUUAUACAGGAUUUGGAAGGUCCAAAUGAAUUGAGCUGGUUAUUGUUUGCUCCAAAUCUCAAGCAUCUUGAGGUGAUACGUUCACCAAGCCUAGAAGAAAUAAUAAAUAAGGAGAAGGGAAUGAGUAUUAGCGAUGUGCAUCCUCCUGAUAUGACGGUUCCCUUUCCGAAGCUAGAAUCCCUCACUUUAAGGGGUUUGCCUGAAUUAGAGAGAAUAUGCUCAAGUCCCCAGGCUCUUCCAUCCCUGAAAGAUAUUGCUCACUGCCCAAAGCUGUCACUAGAGAGUUUCCAAGACACGAACAGGUAUGUUGAAAUUGAAGAAUGAGGCUCAGAAGCCCCGUUUCGUAUGUCAUAUGUGUGUAAGUGUAUCCUCUCAGUUUCUGAAACUUGGUUUUCUUUUUAUGUUCUGCUUUCCCUUGAAUGACAUUGUUGCAUUUCCACUUCUCUCCAGUUUGUAACCAUUUGAUACAGUUUCCUUAAAACUUUUAUUUGUGUGUA
This is a messenger RNA of Brassica oleracea var. oleracea, 1880 nucleotides long. RefSeq names its product probable disease resistance protein At1g15890. Gene Ontology annotation, biological process: defense response to other organism. Lineage: Eukaryota; Viridiplantae; Streptophyta; Magnoliopsida; Brassicales; Brassicaceae. Gene Ontology annotation, molecular function: protein binding; ADP binding. The coding region runs from base 1 to 1707 and encodes 568 amino acids. The record is from RefSeq and is a predicted model, not a curated record. The transcript is spliced from 2 exons.